This is a messenger RNA of Macrosiphum euphorbiae (potato aphid), 387 nucleotides long. Lineage: Eukaryota; Metazoa; Arthropoda; Insecta; Hemiptera; Aphididae. The record is from the annotation of a GenBank genome assembly.
AUGCGCCAAAGCUGUGAAGCUGGCAUAUAUUUGAAAGCGUCAGAUGAUGGAAAAGCCCUGGUAAUAACAAAAAUGACAGAGGACUACAACCAUGAGGUUUCCCAGUUAUUAUAUAGUCAUCUUCCUAAUCAAAGAAAAAUCACACCCGAAAGUAAGGCAAUUGUAUUGGAGCUAAUGGACCUUAAGGCAAAUAAAAAAAUGAUCCAACAUAAAAUAAUGAAUGAAAGUGGAAAAAUUGUUACCUUGAAAGAUUUAUCAAACAUCCAUAUGUUCGAAUGCUUAUUUUCAACAAAUUCAAAUUUAAUUGAAGAUGAAGAAUUAUCAUUUAAACAAUUGGAAGAAUUUUAUAGUCCUGAUGUAGAAUGUUUUGACAAAUCAUUUUUUUAA